This is a messenger RNA of Pocillopora damicornis (cauliflower coral), 1601 nucleotides long. RefSeq names its product ras-related protein Rab-11A. The record is from RefSeq and is a predicted model, not a curated record. Gene Ontology annotation, molecular function: GTP binding; GTPase activity. NCBI's taxonomy places the organism in Eukaryota, Metazoa, Cnidaria, Anthozoa, Scleractinia, Pocilloporidae.
CUGGACAAGAAAGAUACAGAGCCAUAACAAGCGCGUAUUACAGAGGAGCUGUAGGUGCCCUUUUGGUGUAUGAUAUUGCGAAGCACUUGACCUAUGAAAAUGUGGAAAGGUGGCUGAAAGAACUACGGGAUCAUGCUGACAGUAAUAUUGUUAUAAUGCUAGUGGGAAACAAGAGCGAUCUUCGUCAUCUUCGUGCAGUCCCUACUGAUGAGGCAAAAGCCUUUGCAGAGAAAAAUAGUCUUUCAUUUAUUGAGACAUCGGCUCUCGACUCAACAAAUGUAGAGGUGGCAUUUCACAACAUUUUAACAGAAAUCUACCACAUUGUAUCCCAAAAACAAAUUCAUGAUUCACCAGGUGGUGAUGGGAGCCAACCAAGUAAUAAUGUGCAGCCCAUUAUCGUACAUCCAACAAAUGAAGAUGCUCAGAAAAAGAAAGUUCAAUGUUGUAAUGCUUAGUCAAGAAGAAACCUGAGUUGACUACUGUUGUCCAAAUACUCAUUGGGCUUUAAGCCCUGCUCUUUACUUACAGCACAACAAAACCUUUUCAAAGGUGUUUCGUACACAUGUAUUUCCAUAGUACAUUAAUUUUAGAAAUAAAUAGUCCAGGACAAGACUGAAGAAAUUAUUGUUUAAUUCUUGUUGAAAAGCUGGUUAAGGCAAGGUUACCUUCAAUGUAUAGCUUUAUUGUAUAUGUACUUUGACUGAUUUUUAUGGUGACAAUAUGUUUCAAAAUUGAGGAAACUCUGAAAUUCUGUCUGUGUGUGUAAAUUAAUAUGCAAUUUAAAUUGGCAAAGUGCAUGGUAGUAUGGCUCAAGUCUCAUGCAAAUUUAUUAUUUUUUCGUUUUCCAUGCAUUUCUAGUUCAUAAUAUUUUGUACAUGUUCUAAAGACUACACAUUUCAAAGCUGAUGAGUGUACCAUUUAUUGUUCUACUCCCUCUGACUAGUGUUAAUCAAAUGUCAGUGAAUGCAGGAUGAGUAAAUCCUCAACUUUAAUAUUUGAAUGGAGUAAAUUUCAUCUUCAAAGUAUACCUUCUUUAAGCAAAUAAAUUUCCUUUAAUGCAUAGGUGUAUGUAUGGACUUAAGCCUGUCAGAGAAUGAUCAUAAAUUUCAUAUUCAUCACUUGUCGAUGUACUGAUAGCAUGCUCUUGUUUGCUUGUACUCCUGCUGUAAUUAAUGGUUCAGUGAUUGUGUUGAAACAGGUUUAGGGGGAAACUUAUCAAGCAUCUAUGCAAAUAUUGUAAAGAUGUGUUCUUGCAAACCGAGUGAAAAUCUUUUUAUUUUGUUGGCAAAUGAAGCUCCUUGUUUUACAGUUUAUUUUCUUACCACAGCUGUAAAAUAGGAAAAGAAAAAAUGAUUUCCAGAUCUUUUUUUGAAUGAUGUCAGCGAUAGUAGUAAUGAUGGAAGACAAAAAAAAAAAUACCCAUCCUGUUAUGAGUCAUUUAGAAGGUCCUUGCACGCCUGUUACUUAUAUUCAUCAAAUCAAUACUAUAGCACUUGUCUAUAUCUCUCCUGGCUUAUUUUUUAGAGAUAUUGCAAGUAUUGUGCUAUACCUCCCAUGGCAAUUAUUUUGAACAAAAUAAUAAAGACCUGAGUUAUCUACAA